Messenger RNA from Fopius arisanus, 735 nucleotides. RefSeq names its product exosome component 1 Csl4 (gene Csl4). The coding region runs from base 56 to 664 and encodes 202 amino acids. Gene Ontology annotation, cellular component: nuclear exosome (RNase complex); cytoplasm. NCBI's taxonomy places the organism in Eukaryota, Metazoa, Arthropoda, Insecta, Hymenoptera, Braconidae. The transcript has 6 exons. Gene Ontology annotation, biological process: RNA processing. Gene Ontology annotation, molecular function: RNA binding. The record is from RefSeq and is a predicted model, not a curated record.
UGUGACAAGAACAUUUUGUUGUGAGUGAAUUAAAAAAGUGUUAUUACGUACAGCCAUGGGAGAGAAUCAACAACCCAUUAUUUGUGUUCCUGGGCAGAGACUGUGUCCAGCGAGUAAAACGAGUCUUUCUGGUCCUGGGACAUACGAAUUAACUGGAUACAUCUAUGCCAAGUUAGCUGGAACUGUCGAGAUAUUAAAUGAUGAAAGUGAAGUCGCGUUCACUCACUAUCCAGUACAUGGCACAACUGAGCAGAGUAUUGUGCCAGCUCCUGGGGAUAUCGUGACAGCAAUGGUAACUCUGGUAAAUCAGAGAUUUUGCAAAUGCAUUAUGAAAUGCAUUGGGGAUACCGUCUUGACGAGGACGUACAGAGGAAUAUUGAGGAAAGAAGAUGUUAGGGCCACUGAAAAGGACAGGGUGGAGAUGUACAAGUCGUUUAGACCUGGGGACAUAAUACUAGCCCGAGUUAUGCCCAUGACUGAGGCUCACACUUAUUCUUUGAGUACUACUGAAGAUGAAUUGGGAGUUGUUGUGGCUCAUAGUGAAGAAGGUGUUUCUAUGGUCCCGAUUAGCUGGACGGAGAUGCAGUGCCCAAAAACACUCACUAAAGAAUUCAGAAAAGUGGCAAAAGUCGUUCCUGAACAUGUACUCAAUGAAAUGGGAUGAAAUAUCUCUUAAUGCAAAUGAUGCUACGUGUAUUGAAACUGAAUAAAUAUUUUUAAGAUAUUUGCUCCCUA